Messenger RNA from Mercurialis annua (annual mercury), 2835 nucleotides. RefSeq lists its product as uncharacterized. The transcript has 4 exons. The record is from RefSeq and is a predicted model, not a curated record. Bases 1 to 2835 code for a protein of 944 amino acids. Lineage: Eukaryota; Viridiplantae; Streptophyta; Magnoliopsida; Malpighiales; Euphorbiaceae.
AUGGAUUGUGUUAGACUUUACUUGGGGGAUUUUAAUGAGAUUUUACAUCCUUCUGGAAGGUUUAACUGUGCUUCUUUCUCUGAGUCUAUGAUAGCUUUCUUGAGAUUUAUUAAUGAUGCCAAGCUUAUUGAAAUUCCGUUGCAAGGUCGUUUUUUCACAUGGCAGAACAGGUUAUCUAAAUCCAAAAUCGAUAGAUGUUUCGUCUCAUCUUCGGUUUUAGAAAAGUGGCCGAAUCUUAGGCUUCAAGCUUUAUCUCGUUCUUUUUCUGAUCAUGUCCCAAUUCUUCUAUCAUCUGUGGCUCGCUUUGACUGGGGUCUGAAGCCGUUCCGCUCUCUAAAUGUUUGGUGGGAUCAUCCGGACUUUCCUUCCUUCUUGAAUAAUUGCUGGUUAUCUCUUAGAGAGAAUUCUGCCUUGGUGAUUAAACUGCGAGAGCUUCGCAAGCUGAUUUCUUCAUGGAACAGGCACAUUUUUGGUGAUUUAAAUUCCAAAGUUACUGCUGUAAAUCAGCAGAUUGCGGCUUUAGAGCAAUCUGCAGAUUAUAGAGAUUUAACGGAUGAUGAUUAUACAGCCCUCUCUGCCUACAACAGCGAGCUCCUUGGCCUUUCUAAACAGCUAGAAGUAACUUGCCCUUCCGAUAUAAAGUCUAAGAUCAGAGAAUAUUAUCGAAGCCUUUACAAGGAAGGAAGUCAUGUUUCAUUCUCUCUAAACUCUCUUCCGUUUAAAGUGCUUUCGAAUGCCCAUUCCGAGGGGCUGACAUCAGUUAUUACAUUGGAGGAAUUAUCUUUGGUUGUUAUGCAUUGCGAUGAUAAGAAAGCACCUGGACCAGAUGGGUUCAAUAUGUUUUUCUAUAAGCGGGCGUGGCAGAUCUUGAAGGGAGACAUAUUUCGGCUGUUUCAAAUAUUUCAGGUAACGGGUUCUUUUCCGUCGGGUCUGAAUACAGCUUUUCUGAUAUUGAUCCCUAAGUUUAAAGGAGCUGUUAAUAUAAAAGACUAUCGUCCAAUCAGUCUUAUCAACAGCAUUUUUAAGUUUCUGUCGAAGAUUCUUGCGAAAAGGUUAGCUCCUUUAUUACCAUCUAUUAUUUCGGAGAACCAAUUCGGUUUCAUUAAAGGUCGGAACAUUCACGAGUGCCAUUCUAUUGCCUCCGAAGUAAUCCAUCUCUGCUCAAGACGCAAAGAUUCAACUUUCAUCGUUAAGUUGGACUUUCAGAAAGCCUUUGAUUUUGUUUCUUGGAGAUUCCUUUUGGAGACUAUGCGUAUGAUGAAUUUUAAUUCAUCCUGGAUCAAUUGGAUUACCAAUUUAUUGAAUUCUUCUCAGAUGUCGGUUAUGAUUAACGGUUCUCCUUCAGAUAAUUUUGUUAUGGAGAAGGGUGUGAGACAAGGAGACCCGUUAUCUCCGAUGCUCUUUGUAAUUGCAGCUGAAGGUUUUAAAGCAAUUAUUGAGAAAGCCAAGUCGCUGGGGCUGUUUACUGGUAUUCAAAUUGAUGGUUUUCGGAAAUCUCUCUCGUUACUUCAAUUCGCAGACGAUACUCUUUUGUUUCUUCCAAAUGAUUUGGAAAUGGUAAAAAAUCUCCUACGUGUUCUUCGGUGCUUUGCAAUUGUUUCUGGUUUACGUAUCAACUUUCAAAAGAGCUCAAUCAUUGGUUUGAAUGUUCCAAAGGAGGAUAUUACAUCAGCUGCCUCUAUUCUAAACUGCAAGAUCGAAACGCUGUCAUUUACUUAUCUUGGACUUCCUAUUUCUCGGAGGAAUUUGGCGGUCUCUCAGUUCAAUCCUAUCAUUCAGAAUUUUAACUCGCAUUUGGCACUUUGGAAAGGAAAUUUGCUUUCUCCGGCUGGUCGUUUGAUCAUGAUUAAGUCAGUUAUGUGUAGCUUGCCAGUUUAUUCGAUGUGUAGUUUUGUCAUUCCUAGAAGCGUGAUAUCUUCUAUGGAGAGUUUUUUGAGAAACUUCCUUUGGACGGGUUCAGGAUCUUCUCGAGGCAUUUGUAAAGUAGCUUGGAAGGAUAUUUGUUUGUCGACUUGCUUGGGUGGUUUUAAUGUUAAUCGGGUUAGUUCGAAUAUAAAUUCACGGAAUGAUUUAGUUGAUCCUAGAAAUAGGAAUUUAUUAUCUCAUUGGCGAGGAGUCCGUAAGCUUUGUGUUUAUAAUGAAAAUAUUUGGAGCAUGUUCACUUCAAAUAUAAGCUUUAGAAUGGGAAAUGGUAGAGAUAUAAUUUUUUGGAGGGAUUUAUGGCUUCCAAAUCAGGUUGUUCCUCUUAGUUCUGAGUUUCACAACCUGUUUGUUUUGGUGAGAAAUAGCACAGCUGCUGUUUAUGACUAUGCUUAUGUUGAUGAUCAAUUGGGAUGGCAUUUCAACUGGAAAAGACGACUUCGGUUGGGUGAGCAGGAUUCCUUAAGGCAGCUUCUUGUUCAGCUUCAGCAGGUGAAGCCUUCCUCUCAGCGUGACUCAGUCUUCUGGAUCGGUAAUGUCAGCUACUCAGCAGCUUCUUUGGUUCGGUUAAUGACAGUCUCUGAUCAUGAAAAGGAUCAGUUCUUAUUCUUGAUGUGGAAACAUAAGAUCCCUCCUCGUAUCCAGUUUUUUACUUGGUUAUUACAUAAAGGUCGUAUCUCAUCGAAUGAGUUCAUGGUUCAGCGUCGAGUUCUCCCUGACGAGCAGAUUUUUUGCAGUUUAUGUGCAGAAAUUGAAUCAGCAAACCACAUUAUCAUUUACUGCCCUAUUGCUUGGAGAUUCUGGAUAGAUUUUCUUGGAAAAAUUGGAGUCAAGGCGUGGACAAUUCCGAAAGAUGUUUCGAGUUUCUAUUUCCAAUGGAUGAAUUUGGAAAAUCCAAAAUACAAAAACCUUUAG